AGCCCAUGGAGCCCCGGCCACUGCUGCUGUUCCUUGGCCUCUGCUCAGCUGGCCUCGUCCUGGGCUCCGAACAUGAGACCCGCCUGGUGGCAAAGCUAUUUGAAAACUACAACAGCGUAGUACGGCCCGUGGAAGACCACCGCAAGGCCGUGGAGGUGACGGUGGGCCUGCAGCUGAUACAGCUCAUCAACGUGGAUGAAGUAAAUCAGAUCGUGACAACCAAUGUUCGUCUGAAACAGCAAUGGGUGGAUUACAACUUAAAAUGGAACCCAGACGACUAUGGUGGCGUGAAAAAAAUUCACAUUCCAUCGGAAAAGAUCUGGCACCCAGACCUAGUUCUUUAUAACAAUGCAGAUGGUGACUUUGCCAUUGUCAAGUUCACCAAAGUGCUCCUGGACUACACUGGCCACAUCACGUGGACACCUCCCGCCAUCUUUAAAAGCUACUGUGAGAUCAUCGUCACCCACUUUCCCUUUGACGAACAGAACUGCAGCAUGAAGCUGGGCACCUGGACCUAUGACGGAUCCGUGGUGGCCAUCAACCCGGAAAGCGAGCAGCCAGACCUAAGCAACUUCAUGGAGAGCGGGGAAUGGGUGAUCAAGGAGUCCCGGGGCUGGAAGCACUGGGUGUUCUACGCCUGCUGCCCCUCCACCCCCUACCUGGACAUCACCUACCACUUUGUCAUGCAGCGCCUGCCCCUCUACUUCAUCGUCAACGUCAUCAUUCCCUGCCUGCUAUUCUCCUUCUUAACCGGCCUGGUGUUCUACCUGCCCACAGACUCAGGAGAGAAGAUGACUCUGAGCAUCUCUGUCCUGCUGUCCUUAACCGUGUUCCUUCUGGUCAUUGUGGAGCUGAUCCCUUCCACCUCCAGUGCGGUGCCCUUGAUUGGAAAGUACAUGCUGUUCACCAUGGUGUUCGUCAUCGCAUCCAUCAUCAUCACCGUCAUCGUCAUCAAUACACACCACCGCUCCCCCAGCACCCACGUCAUGCCCGAGUGGGUGCGGAAGGUUUUUAUCGACACUAUCCCAAAUAUCAUGUUCUUCUCCACGAUGAAAAGACCAUCCAGAGAAAAACAAGACAAAAAAAUUUUUACAGAAGACAUUGAUAUUUCUGACAUUUCUGGGAAGCCGGGACCUCCACCCAUGGGUUUCCACUCUCCCCUGAUCAAACACCCCGAGGUGAAAAGUGCCAUUGAGGGCAUCAAAUACAUCGCAGAGACCAUGAAGUCAGACCAGGAAUCCAAUAACGCGGCCGAGGAAUGGAAGUAUGUUGCAAUGGUGAUGGACCACAUUCUCCUCGGAGUCUUCAUGCUCGUCUGCAUCAUCGGAACGCUGGCUGUGUUUGCAGGUCGGCUCAUUGAAUUAAAUCAGCAAGGAUGAGCAGAAAGCUGAGCUGAACCUUAGCGCCAGGGAGAUUCGUCUACUUGGAUACAUGCUCACUUAUCAAACAUUUAAUUUUCUGUAUUUAUUAUUCAUGACAAAAGUUUCUGUUUACAUAAGGUUAUGGCCUCAAAGUGUCUUCACAUUGCUUCUCCCUUCACUCCUGCUGUGGCUGCCUGGAGAGUGAACCCUUUGCAGUAAAUGAAUCU
Molecule: messenger RNA, 1588 nt
Organism: Lipotes vexillifer (Yangtze River dolphin)
Lineage: Eukaryota; Metazoa; Chordata; Mammalia; Artiodactyla; Lipotidae
Gene: CHRNA1
Product: cholinergic receptor nicotinic alpha 1 subunit
Exons: 9
Coding region: 6-1379 (457 amino acids)
Biological process (GO): monoatomic ion transmembrane transport
Cellular component (GO): postsynaptic membrane
Molecular function (GO): transmembrane signaling receptor activity; acetylcholine-gated monoatomic cation-selective channel activity
Source: RefSeq, a predicted model, not a curated record